GGUGAGCACAGAUCACUUAAUUAAGUUAUUUCGUUGUUUUAACAUAAAACCUGUUUCUAAUUAUAAAUGUACGAUUAACGAUGUAAGAUAAACAAUAGUAAAAAUAUAAGAGUUUAGAUUCUAUUCUAUAUAAUAUCUUAGAAAAGUAUUCAAUCUGCUCAAUUAUGGCAUGUCAUUGGAUUAAAGUAACACCAAACUUACAGAAAGGCAUAUCUCUGAUUAAUUCAUUGGACGAUAAUAAAUUUGAACAGUUCCUUAAAAGAAUUGUUAUAAAGUUUAAACAUCAAGAGACAGAUUAUGUAUUUACAGAAGACGAGCAAAAUAAAUUAAAGAAGAUAUUCAAAGUAGAUCAAGAUCAAUUAAUUCUAAGUGUUAAGACAAGUACUUUUAUAUUUAAAAAAAUAUAUAAGUUUGUUUUCAUGCCAGCAGAUUUAAAAAGUGAUCUCAUAAAUAUUGGUUUUAAUGAUCAGAAGGCAGACACAUUUGUUAAAGUUUGGUCUGAAGAAACUAAUUUGUUUCUUAACCAGUUAUCCUUGAACAAUGCACAAUAUGAAGAAAAUCCUAAUUUUUGCUACAAACUUAGUGCUGAAAUUAGUUCAGGCUACCAUAAGAAAAGUAGAAUAGCUAAAGCUUAUUUAAAAAUAAAGGGUGAAAAAAAUAUAGUGUGUGAAACAGAACUGACACAUGGAGAAUUGCAUUCAAUAUUUUUGCAAUUUGAAUCAAUUCAAAAUGACCUGGAUAACCUUUUGUCAUUAUAUUAAUAUGAAUGGCCCUAGAAAAUAUGCUAAAAUAUAAACCUCCAUGAUUAAUUUCUUUUCACUUGUGAUGUUUCAAAUAAGCACAUUCGAAAUUCUGUGACACAUGAGAUGGGACUAUAGGUCUAGGAUGAUAUAAUAUCCCUAUAUGCCCUCUACCUGUGGAGUAUCCUGCCUGAGCUCAUUUGCUAAUGUAAUUUAUCUAAUUAUCUAUUCCCUUCUCUUUGUACCUAUUGGUAGCAAAUCAAUGCUUUGUUUUGAUGGCUAUUAUAAAAUGGCCUCAUGCCAAUAAUGUGUGCUAUCUAGCAUUACUUAAGGAGGUGGUAGCUGAGCACUAAACACUAUCAAACUUAAAAAAAGUACAAUCAUGCUUUAUACAUUCAUGAUAUUGAAAGUGUUUAUAACAAAUUAUCAAAAGAUUAAAUUAUAACAUUAAAAUGAUGAUAAUCCUCAAUUACGUUAUUUAUCUGACAGCAUAGAGACAUCAAAUUUUCCUUUUCAAAAUAUUGUAUAACUUAAGUGAUUCCGUUAAUGUUUUAUGAAGUAUAUUUAAUUUCAUUGCUUAAAACUUUACACCCCUCCUAUAACACAUUAUUUACUCCUAUUUUUAGAAUUACACUAGCAAUUUGUUUUGUUAUAAAAGCAUGCAACACAAAAUAAUU
Leptidea sinapis is the source of this 1417-nucleotide messenger RNA. Its product is annotated as COMM domain-containing protein 10-like. The record is from RefSeq and is a predicted model, not a curated record. NCBI's taxonomy places the organism in Eukaryota, Metazoa, Arthropoda, Insecta, Lepidoptera, Pieridae. The coding region runs from base 165 to 761 and encodes 198 amino acids. The transcript is spliced from 2 exons.